CUCUGUACGAAUAGUAUUGGCAGUAUUGGCUGCAUUGCUGCAUGCACCUGCACGUGUCCUCGUGAGGCCGCCGUCGAUUUUCCUUGGCCGCCCGGUUCCCACCCGUCUCAUCUCGUUAUGUCUCGUCGUUUCCUGAACGAAAAAUCCCACGCUCCUCCAACCGGCAACUCAGUCAAAGCUCUGACAUUCCCCAUUGACACGUUCCUCUCUCGCUCUCUCAUGCCCUGACCUGCCCUGCCCUACCCUGCCCUGUGGGUGUGGAUAUGGAUGUGGAUGUGGACGGUCAAGUGGCUCUGGUCCAAACAAGGCUUUCCAAUUGGCAACAUGCCCAUCUGCGCCCCUCUAUCCAGCUUUGUUCCUCUCACUCCCCGCUCUGCUUCUAUUCAGAGAAACCCCGCUGUGUCAAUAGUAUCGACGACCGGUUCUUACCGAGGGAUAGCAGCGAUAAUAUGGGCAAUAUCUCAUCCAAAACGCCGGGCCUUGACUCGACAUCUACCCCGUGAGUUACCCCGUAGGCCCGCAGGAGCCACACAUUGGCCUUGCGUCGAAGCAAUCGAUUAAAGUGAGACAUUUUCCAUCUUUCGCCGACGCCGACGACAAGCCAUCCUCGUCUUCGAACCUCUUGCACCACGUCAAUUGCACGUUGCACCUUUCAGGCACAGCCGUCCUGCCACAGCCGUUCUGCCGCCCGUCGAUCCCCCCCUCUUCUGUCUCGGCUGUCCUCUGGUUCCCCUAGAGCAUCUCUUGAGGGAUAUCCUCCCCCAAAUGAACAUCAGAACGCACUUGAACUUCCGCUUCAUCGAUGCUCCAUGUUCUCUCAGGCAGCCCCCCAACCACAUCAGACGGAAUCGGGCCUCGACACUGGGGACUCGUCGUUUAACUGCCACCAGUUCCGCAUAGCUCAGGCAGCUCAGCCCUUUUGAGUAUAUGUGCGCGAGCAAGCAAUAUCAGACCUGGUAGUGGCAUGCCAGUUUCCCAGUCCACAUGGAAAGGACCAAAACUAAGCCUGUCCGUUGAUGUCGUUGCGUGUGUAGCAGCUAGAGUAGUACCGAUCCAUCGGCAUCAAAGAUGUGAGAGGCUAGUCGUCCCUUCGUCCGGCCCAAAACUUCAAACAAAACACGCCAUCAAGAUCGCUCAGCAGCUAGCGCUCUUGAACUUUCCCGGAUUCUCAAGCAAGCUACAGUACACACCGGCAAACGUGGGCCACGGACCUUGGAGCUGGUGGUGGUCGCGGUGGACAUGCAAGACGUUUCUCACUGCGCCGUCCGACGGUGCUGAUCCUCCCUCCAUCCACAUGCAAAGUCCUUGUUGACUUGUGAUUGUGUAUCCCGUACCUUGGACCACCGGUUACAGAAGAGCUCCCGGCUCCUGCCUCCCGACUCCUGAACCUGCAAGCCCGACGCCCAUCAACAGAGAACAAGCUUCAGCCCGACAGCCCUCAUCCCGGCCCAUUUCUCCGUGGCACCACGGUGAUGCCAAGCCUCGGGUCACUGGAAGCGCAUUCAUCCAUAAUCGACGAGAGCAACAGGCUGUGACGUGAAUUAUAUCAUAAGCCGAGCGGCCGUUUUGCGCUUCUGCAAUGCUGCUGCUUCCUGUAGGAUGUAGGUCUGUACGCCGUGGCCGACGAGCCGCCGGCAUGAAGCAGCAGCCUUGAAUGCGGUAAAGUCUGACAUUGUUCCCGUGGCCACACGUCCCCUUCAAGCUCAAGCUCAAGCUCAGACUCGGCCUCAGCCUUGGAGCGGGUGGUGGGCAUGUAGCAUGACGCCAGCCAGCAUCUGCGACGGUCUGUUUCUCUGCUGCGGCUUUCUUGGCAUUCGGGCGAGAGCUUGGGAAAGGGAACUGCAACGAGAGUGAGAAGAUGGAACCCGAAGACUGGCGGAUGCGGGUGUGCGUGCGCGGGCAUCGCGACAAUCGCCCGUCCGCCCUAGGCCGAUUCCGGCCGCGAGCUUGUGUUUGGGGUUUCGGGCGCCAUAGGAGACGUAGAGACUCCUGGGGAGUUGGGGCACAGGCGAGGAGGGUAUCUCUGCCUCGCUUUUUUCCUAUCCAGCUCGGACGCCCGCCAAGAGAUUCAACGGUCUCCGAUGGACUCUUUCGUCCUCGCGCGACACGGCGCGACAGCUUCUUCACACAAAGCCGCGGCCUUUCGAAACACACGACAAAGAAAUCCUGCAAAUGGUGAGGCUCGGUUUUUCUGAGACCUGCCUGAAAACGAGUAACAACUUGAGGUGCCCAGUUGUCCACUAUAUCCAGAUUCCGACCUGCUUGCGGCGUCCCGGGCUGCCCCUCUUUGUCUUGGUAUUGGCUGUCUAGGGCCGAGCGAGCCUGCGAUGAGGAUCCCCCUUUACAUCCAUCCGACGACUCUGACGGUGGUGUUGUAGCCAGCCAGCAGCAGAUGGAAUGGAGCAUCAGAGGAAAAGCGCAAUGAAUUGCCCCGUCCGGCACAUGCUUCCGUUGCUGGCCCCUCUUGGUCUCGAGUCCUUCGGUCUCUCGGUCUCUCCAUCCCCACAUCCAAUCCCCCUUGCCUAUCCUCUACUCUGCUGGGCCUAUUGGCGCUGCUCUCUCCCUCUCCUUCCCCUCUCUCUCCUCUACGUGUGGGCAUGUGCGUCCGCCGGUCGACGAGUUAAUGUGGGUGCGCAACCGGGUGAUUCAGCGGGCGUUGGACCCUAGUAGAUACCAUCAACAUUGGGGGUCAUUUCAUGGCAUUUGCGGCACCUCCUGCUCAUUUCCUCCUCGCCAGGUCUGGCCUUGCCCCAAGAUUAUGGAUUAUGGGCAAAGGUUACCGAUGUCAUGACAAUUCUCAGGAGACCUUCCGGUUUGUAUUGUUGAACAUUAUCGACCAACAAACAUCACAUGUCCCUGGCACGAUGGAAAGUUACGACAUGCUUCACUAUCGGUCUUGACACCCAUUGUUGUCAACGACGAGUCGUGGGACUUUCUCUCUCCUUCUCCCUGUGUCUGCCCAACACCCAUGCCCAUCCAACGCGACGUCGGAUGUCCCGCCUACCUCCUCAUCUUCACCCAUGCAAGCUGUCGAAGAGAGAGAUAGGCUCGCAGGCAGGCCAACACAGCAAACCCCGCGCCUCGCAUCUCUUUGAUCGACGACCCCCUGCUAGCCAACCCGCCGAUUCCAUUUGGAAACUGGCGGAGCAUUGGUUUCUGGUGCGAUGAAGGCCCUGUAUAUUACCCCGCAUUCUGAGAUGAUGGGGCGAGUAUUCCGACGCCGCCAACCUCCUUCAACUGCUCGCUCUUGUUGCGGCUGCACCUGCAGCUCUUUCCGCCUUACUCUCUCAAAUCCCCAUGCGGCAGCGGCGCGUAGCGUUGGAAAUUCGUCGCGGUGCAUCGACUGGUCAGCCAGCAGGAAGAACCCACGCGGGUCGUCGCAACCCUGCAGACGAGACACGCAGAAGACGACGAAGAUGAUCGACAGGUUCAACUAAGACUUCUGGCGACUCUUCCCACCUAGCUUGCGUCUUGUCUUGCCUACACCCUCAAGAACCAAGAAUUCCCAAGCAUCCACAACUCCGAGAUUCCUUGAUGCUACUCAUGCACUCGUGUCGUCAAGCCCGCGGCAUCCCAUAGACUAGACUGAUUGCAAAGUGGCAACCAGCAGUGCACUCUGACUGCCGCCGUGCCUUGGGUAGCUGGACCUACUACUAGUGUAGUGUUGUUGCUCUCUGAUACCUCCCAUGCCGUCACCGUCGACAGACUUUCAAGCUCCUCGUCGGUCCGAAGGUUGGUCCAAGUAGGAUGCCAACAAGCCGACGAACCCAGGAUUGUCGUUGACGCAUGGGGAAUAAACAAACUCACGACGGGCUCCUUGGGCAGCGGGCGGUCGAGGAGAAGGAAAUGAGCAGACGGAGCCAUAGAGUGCCACCCUCCCACUCUACGGGGUCCUCGUACACCACACCUCAGGUAGCCAAUGCGCUACCUCAUUGGCGUAGGAGCUUUGCUUGUCUGGGGAAGUGGUCGUUACCCCUAAACAUAAGCUCCGACACGUUGGAAGCAAAGCCUACAUACUCUGUACCAAGUACUCAACCCCCCCCCCCAUCCCCUGCAGUCCCCAAGCGGUGAAGGGGGCACAAAGAAAACAGCCUGAGUAAGAGGAGGGUGUGAGGGAGGCCGUCUCGGGAGGCCGCUUUGGGAAAACCCCGAAUCUCGGUUUAGUGCGUACUCGGAAACGUGGGAGGAGAAGGAUGGAUGGGAGGGAGGGAGGGAGGGAAGGUCUGGCUAUUGCUGAACCAGUGAGCCACGUCCAUUCAGCCGUCCAGUUCCUCGGAUACCGCUCCGGUGAAAAGGUUUGGCCGUUAUUUUCGCGUUUGGCUUCUUCUCUGCUUUCUUUUUUGGCUUUGCGCUUGGAAAGGAUGGCUGGAGAAAACUAACUUUCAGUCCGACUUUUCGUCACCUGGCAUGUGCCGUCAUGUCGAAAUGUUGCUUUUGGGGGGGGGGGUUGCCUUUACUCCCCAAAUUCAGGGUCUCAGUCAUGCCUUCGUGGAGGAUUUUACGAGGGAACGCUCGGAGAGUUUUCGCGAGGGAAGUCGGGAGUUUGUCUUCGUGGCGGGCUGCAUGUUGAGUGUGUGCACCCGUAUAUGUGAAAUGCUUUUUCACGACUUCUCACACUUCGUGGUGUUUCCCCCGUCACCCUCACCCUUUGCUCGCGCCCCUUUGCAUCAGCAUCAUCUCUCUACCUUCGGGCGCUAGUAGUAGACAAAGCACAGUGUCACAACCGUCGUAUCCCAUGCCAAGGAGUCUCAGAACAGAAGAGAUAUCCCGUUGCCCGGAAAGCUUGUCGCAUAGAAAGCGGCACGAGACGAGAUACAUGCCUUUGCGCGAUAAAGUCAUGGCGCCUCGAACCCUGCUCUUCUUCCCUCCCUCUCCCCUCUUCAACCCUUUGCUGCCUCGUCUUCGUCUGAUGUCCGUCGUCACCGGUCUCGGUUCCUUCCAGAACGUCCAAGGAAGACAACCUUGUUUGGCGGCGGUGAGCAGACGAGCAGUCGUGAGCCUCCCCUCCAUCAUCCUUCCCUGUCUUCGCCUUCUCCAUCCGUCAUUGCUAGCCGAGUGCCGAGCUGCAAGCAAGUGGUGUCGCGAGUCACGGACCGUGAGCGUGACCGCAUCCUCUGGCGUUUCAAGAACCGCGGAUCUUUUCUUCCUCGGGGGAAUCUCUCUCUUUCUCUCAGGGUGCCUAUCCGGGGGGACGCGGCGGUACCGCUGUCGCCGUUAUGCUCGCCUCGUUCGCCUCUCUUCCUCCCACCCCGGAGGCUUCCCAGGCCCAUUCGUCCAGUCAUCAGGCAGGUCGCUGUUCCAUUUGCAGACUCCGGGGUGGCCAGUUGGGGGGGGUUGGGGGACUUGGUUGAUCGCCAUCAGCUUUUGCUGUUUCGUUUCGAAGGAUGGGCGGAAAGGGGCAACGACAACCUGCCAAGCCUUUGCCGGAGUCGGGAGGGGCUUUUCCGCAGCUACCUUUUUUCUCCUUGGGGAAACCUGGAGACAAGCACAUACGUCGUACAUCGUAAGCGCACGUUGGUAGAUCCGUACCUGGGCUGUUGUUGUGUUCCCCCCCGUUUUCCUCCCCCGGGAAUGGAAUGUCGGGAUUAGCGACCGCUCUCUCUCUCUCUCUCUCUCUCUCUCUCUCUCUCUCUCUCUCUCUCUCUCUCUCUCUCUCUCUCUCUCUCUCUGUGGCGACCCAUCC
Molecule: messenger RNA, 5683 nt
Organism: Colletotrichum destructivum
Lineage: Eukaryota; Fungi; Ascomycota; Sordariomycetes; Glomerellales; Glomerellaceae
Exons: 1
Coding region: 4736-5521 (261 amino acids)
Source: RefSeq, a predicted model, not a curated record